Penicillium oxalicum is the source of this 1320-nucleotide messenger RNA. Its product is annotated as succinate--CoA ligase subunit beta. The transcript has 6 exons. Gene Ontology annotation, cellular component: mitochondrion; succinate-CoA ligase complex. Gene Ontology annotation, biological process: tricarboxylic acid cycle; succinyl-CoA metabolic process. Gene Ontology annotation, molecular function: succinate-CoA ligase (ADP-forming) activity; ATP binding; metal ion binding. Lineage: Eukaryota; Fungi; Ascomycota; Eurotiomycetes; Eurotiales; Aspergillaceae. Bases 1 to 1320 code for a protein of 439 amino acids. The record is from RefSeq and is a predicted model, not a curated record.
AUGUUGGGUCUUCGCAAUAUUUUCAGACACUUUCAUCUCCGUCACAGUUCUUUCACGAUCAAGACUCAGGUACGAAACCUGAGUCUGUUGGAAUUUCAUGCGCACAAACUACUCAAGGAUUUUGAUAUUCCAGUGCCGCGUGGAUUUGUUGUCGAGACACCAGAGGAGGCCAGAAAAGUGGUCGCGAAUAUCAAUGCUCCGUCUGUCGUGAAAGCCCAAAUCCUUGCCGGUGGUCGUGGGAAGGGCAAAUAUGAAAGCGAUGGAAAAGGAGGAGUUCGCAUCAUGAGCUCAGCUAUCGAGGCCUUUGAGAAUGCAUCCAGAAUGAUCGGAUACUAUCUCGAAACCAAACAGACACCACCAGGCGGUCUGCUUGUUAAUAAAUUAUACAUCUACAAGGCCGUGGAUAUCGCGCAAGAAUACUACGUCGCAUUGACGUUUGACCGCGACCGUUCCAUGCCGGUGCUGUUGAUUUCCAACGUCGGAGGGGUGGAUAUCGAGUCCAACGCAGACAAAUUGGAGCAUUAUUGGUUCGACAUGACUCACGGAAUCACUGCGGAAAUAGUCGCCUACAUCCAAGCUCAGCUCGGAUUCUCAGACAAGGAGAUCAGCGUGAUCAGCCACAUCCUCCACCAGAUGGUCAAGCUCUUCCACGAAAAGGAUGCGACCCUUCUCGAACUCAAUCCACUCGUGCGAACCCCCCAAGGAGAGUUUAUCUGCCUUGAUGCCAAAUUGACGUUUGACAACUCGGCUCGGUUCCGCCAGCCGGACAUCUUCAGCCUCGAGGAGCGGUCGCCGGACGAGGAAGAUGAGUACGAGGCGUCGCAAGCGGGCCUGUCCUAUGUCCGACUGGAGGGGGACAUUGGAAAUCUCGUCAACGGCGCUGGCUUGGCGAUGGCGACCAAUGAUCUGGUGAGCUUCUAUGGGGGAAGAUGCGCAAACUUUCUCGACGUUGGCGGUGGUGCAACCAAAGAGACCUUAUUGAAAGCGUUUGAGAUUCUGAACCGAGAUACGAGAAUCCACGGCAUUUUGAUCAACAUCUACGGCGGUAUAUCUUCGGCCACAGGCGAUAUGAACGUUGAGAUUGAGUUGCUGACUUCAUCUGUAGGAAUUGUUCGAUGCGACAUGAUUGCCGAAUCCAUCAUCGCCGCCGCGAGACAGAUGGACGGCUUUAAAGUUCCAGUCGUGAUUCGCCUUCAGGGCACCAACUGCGACACAGGUCUUGAACUGAUUGGAAAAUCCGCGUUGAACAAUGUGAUCGUCGAGCCAGACUUUGAGGUUGCUGCGAAAAGGAUUGUCGAGGCCGCUAAAGUGACCCGCUAG